This is a messenger RNA of Abrus precatorius (Indian licorice), 1368 nucleotides long. Its product is annotated as receptor-like protein EIX2. The record is from RefSeq and is a predicted model, not a curated record. Gene Ontology annotation, molecular function: protein binding. The transcript has a single exon. The coding region runs from base 1 to 1368 and encodes 455 amino acids. NCBI's taxonomy places the organism in Eukaryota, Viridiplantae, Streptophyta, Magnoliopsida, Fabales, Fabaceae.
AUGGAAAUGAAUAUUUCACACAACAAUCUCAAAGGUGUAGUUUCAAAUUUUCCACUAAAGAAUCUUCAAUAUUCUCUAAUUCUUGCAUCGAAUCAAUUUGAAGGUCCAAUACCACCAUUUCUACGACGUUCAACGUUUCUUGAUCUAUCAAACAAUAAAUUUUCAAAUUCUCUUUCAUUUUUAUGUGCCAGUGGUGUAGCCGAUACUUUAUACAGUCUAGACCUUUCAAACAAUCAAUUAUCUGGACAAAUUCCAGAUUGUUGGAGCCACUUCAAGUCACUAGUUUAUCUAGAUUUGAGUCAUAAUAAAUUUUCAGGAAAGAUUCCUACUUCAGUAGGAUCACUUCUUCAACUUCAAGCACUGCUAUUGAGAAACAAUAACUUAACAGAGGAAAUUCCUUUCUCGUUGAGAAGUUGCACAAAGUUAGUAAUGAUAGAUAUGGCAGAAAAUGGAUUAUCAGGACCUAUCCCUACUUGGAUUGGAAGCACGUUGCAAGUGUUGCAAAUUUUAAUCUUAGCAAGGAAUCAAUUCUUUGGAAGUUUGCCAUUACAAAUUUGUUAUCUAAAAAGCAUUCAACUUUUGGAUCUCUCACUCAAUAAUUUCUCUGGACAAAUUCCUAAAUGCUUCCAAAAUUUCACUUCAAUGGCUCGAAAGACUCCCUCGAAGGAUCAUCCAAAUCAUUUAUAUUUUUUCAACGCUAAUUAUAUGAGGGGAAAUAGGUCUUAUGAUUUGAAUGCAAUCUUAAUGUGGAAAGGUGCGGAAGAAAUGUUCACGAAUUAUGGGCUUUUCCUUUUAAAAAGCAUUGAUCUCUCUAGCAACAACUUCUCAGGAGAAAUUCCAGCAGAAAUAGAGGAUUUAUUUGCAUUGAUUUCAUUGAAUUUAUCAAGAAACAAUUUGAGAGGAGAAAUUCCUUCAAAUAUUGGAAAGCUUGCAUCACUUGAAUUUCUUGACUUAUCAAGAAACCAAUUUGUUGGUUCAAUUCCAUGGAGUCUUACUCAAAUUGAUCGACUCACCAUGUUAGAUUUGUCGCAUAACCAUCUAAGAGGAGCAAUUCCAACUGGUACACAAUUACAAAGUUUCAAUGCUUCCAGUUAUGAAGAUAAUUUUGAUCUUUGUGGGGCGCCACUUGAGAAAUUGUGUGUUGAAGGGGAACCACCGCAAGAACCAAUUCAAGAGAAAGAUGAUUCGCUCUUCACUCGUGGAUUUUACAUUAGCAUGACAUUUGGAUUUGUUAUAGGCUUUUGGGGGAUCUUCGGCUCAAUCUUGAUUAAGCGUUCUUGGAGGCAUGCUUAUUUCAAGUUCUUGAACAAUUUCAUAGACUCUGUUUAUGUCAUGGUUGCAAUUAAACUUAUCAAGUACAGGCGUUGA